AUGUCGACAAGCACUGAAAUCCUUAUUUGCCAACCCGCUCUCGACGCUGGCUUUCUGACGUUUGCUUCGGUAUUCAUCGCGCUUAUUAUCAUCUUGGUUCUCUCUUUUUUAACUCAACGGAGGAGGAACGCGACGCUGUGCGGUAAACCUAUCACAAGACCGGGAUUGUGUAUCCCUGUCAACUUGGUAGACAGUUACGAAAACAGGUUUGCCUUUGCGUGCGCGUUUGGUGCCACAACAACGAGAUGCUUGUUUAUCCUGCUUAUGGGUGACUAUUCCGCGAUCUUCACUCCAAAAAUGAACGAAUGGUUGAAAGAUCCUGCAAUUCCUAGCUACACUGCCAUUUGUUGGAAGAUCUUGGCCAUGGUGGUCAUCGGAAUCGGGUAUUAUCCACUGUUUGCUUGCAUGGCAACUGACUACAAGAUCACUGGCCUUGUUAUUGGCUUCCUUUAUUCUCUCAUGUGGAUUUCCUUUGAAGCUGCUCAAUACAUCCAGUGUCCAUCCUACACCUCAUCGAUAUUCCCUGGAGACAGUCUUGCAGUCGAGUUUCCCGUGUAUAUUUGCCUGGUCUUCUUGUGCGUGAGGUACUUUGCGUUGUUGGUUAAAGCAUUACACACGAGGUGUCGUCCCAGUGCUUCUCCGAAGGAUGAAGAGGACGAGUGGAUGACCUUUUAUAAGUACAAAUACGUCGUUAAGCUUCUGGAACCAAUUCCAAAAGAACACAGAAACCAGAUGGCCAGUGCUACUUUCAAAGGAAGGGUGAAAGACAAAUUGUACAAGUGGAAACCAGAAUUCAAAUAUUCAACUCGCGUUGUUUGCACUUACCUUAUCAGCUCUAUCGCAAUAUACGAGGUUCUUAUUCUAUUUGUCGCUUUGGGAGUAUUUCUUCUUAGGGUACGGGAAGAAUUUGUUGAGAACUCUCUAGUCGACGUGCGUGAGCUGAGAGAAAUCUUUAUGAUUAUUGGAGUGUCGGUCUUUGUUGCUGUCGCACUCUCUGCAAUUUACAGUGUAGUCUUGAUGGCAAAUAUGUUGUCUUGCUCUAUCGCAAUAUAUGAGUUGAAACAAAAAUUAACUGAAAUAAAUUAUCUUCUCAACUUUUCCGUUUCAGGGUUGACACAAAAAUAUUUUCUAAGGGAUGCAUUCAGUACAUUGUACUUGGAACAUGCAUGCUUUCGGCGCUCACAGCAAAUGCACUUCUGGUUACUUUUGUUUCAGGUUCUCAUUCUAUUUGUCACUUUGGGGGUAUAUCUUCUUAAAUUUGUUAAGAGCCCUCCAGUAUUCCCUCAAGUCGACUUACGUGUGCAAAAAGAAAUCUUUAUGAUUAUGGCAGUGUCGGUCUUUGUUGCUGUUGGACUCUCUGCAAUUUACAGUGUAAUCUUGAUGGCAAAUAUGUUGUCAUGGUAUAGGAAACACUUGCUACGCCUUCAGCGCGGUGAAAAGAAAUUUUUACCGCCGGAGACCUUCAACAGGAACCCCUCCGCUAUUACGAUUGCAAUUCUAAGAUACUCAGGUUACCAGGUCGCCUAUCUCUGCUGGGGUGUGACAAUCACCAUUGUGUUUUUAACUGUAAUUGGUUUCGUGGUUGGACACCAGAUCAUUUUGCCAAUGGUGGAGGGCGGUUUUGAUUCCUUUGUUUUGUUGACGAUCAGAGAUCUCUGGCCCGCUCUUGUAAUGUCCGUGGCGUUCUUUUGGAUCCAGUUAUUGUUGGCUAAAUACGUGUUUUUAGCUGACAAGGAUACUACACUGGCCUUGGAUAACAGGUUGUGGCUGUCCUGGCGUGGCUACCAGUGGUGUAUGAGUAGUCCAUCACCGGCUGCAACUCUCAAAUACUCAGGUUUCCAGGUCGCGUAUCUCUGUUGGGGUGUGACAAUCACCCUUUUGUUUUUGACUGGAGUUAGUUUUGUGGUUGGACACCAGAUCAUUUUGCCAAUGGUGGACGGCGGUUUUGAUUCCUUUGUUUGGUCAAAGCUCAAAGAUCUCUGGCCAGCUGUUGCAAUUUCCCUGGGGUUCUUUUGGAUCCAGUUAUCGUUGGCAAAAUACGUAUUUUUAGCUGACAGGGAUACUACACUGGCCUUGGAUAACAGGCGUCUGUUCCAUGUGUGUACGUUUUUCCUGUUCUUCUUUAACAUUUUUCUUGGUGUAGUUUCUUGCCUGAAACGUAUUUUGAUUGGUGCCAUUCUUGGUGUGAUGUUCCUUGGACGGACGCAGAAAAGUGUCUUAUCACGUGACUUCGAGCUAAAAGAUCCAGGUUUUAACGCGUACGUGGGAUAUCUGCUUUUGGAGCAUACUCACGCCAAUCCAGUACUGGUAACAUUUUGUCAGUUACUGAUCAAGACAAUUAAUGACAGACAAGCUUCUGAGGUCGCAGCAUCAAAGGAUCUUGUCCAGAGUAACCUGUAUUCAAAUCACCAAGUUAGCAUUGAGCUUGAUAGCACUUCACGAAGGGAUAGCUGCCGGCGAGUGCGUAAUCGAUGGCACUUGCUUCUUACUCUACAUAACAACCCAUCACUUCAGGAGCACCGGCGGCCAGACUUGUUCAUUCAAAAGUCGCCAUUUGCAGCGUUUCAAGUUAUGAUACAAAAAGGCAUAGUGCAGUAUAACCAAUGCGAGGGUGAAAAUGAUGACAAAUCUGGGGUCGAAGACGCCAAAUUGUGAUUGGAGUUUAAGUCACAGUUCAAGUUACAGUGAUUGGUUAUGUCCGGGUUACAAGACUUUUGAUAAUUUGUACUGAAAGGCGAGUCGAUAUGAUGUCACAAAAAACCUAGCACUUUCAUAAAUUGAAGUAAAUUCCUAGUGGCAUUUAUUUCUUGGACAAAAGCCUACUGCGGACUCACAGACUGGUUAGUUGGAAGGGUUCCUUUUACGAAACUACUACGAUCAACACAAAGUAAAGUCAAAGACGAGUUCGCUGCUGAGAUGGAUCGUGCAAAAACUGUGUAUCCGAGCGUAGGUUCAACACGCGAGCUUCGUGUUUUUGCGUUUAUACGUAUCGAUAUCACCACUUUCAAUAUGGUUGUAGAGCCUGAUGUACAGUUAUUGUAAUUAAUUUGAAUUAUUUUGUUAAUAUGUAAAUGAUUUUACAAUGCAAUAAAUUUUGCAUGGAAAUCUUAA
Messenger RNA from Orbicella faveolata, 3111 nucleotides. RefSeq names its product stimulated by retinoic acid gene 6 protein-like. The record is from RefSeq and is a predicted model, not a curated record. Gene Ontology annotation, biological process: vitamin A import into cell. Gene Ontology annotation, cellular component: plasma membrane. Gene Ontology annotation, molecular function: signaling receptor activity; retinol transmembrane transporter activity. NCBI's taxonomy places the organism in Eukaryota, Metazoa, Cnidaria, Anthozoa, Scleractinia, Merulinidae.